Messenger RNA from Bipolaris maydis ATCC 48331, 1248 nucleotides. RefSeq lists its product as uncharacterized. The record is from RefSeq and is a predicted model, not a curated record. Lineage: Eukaryota; Fungi; Ascomycota; Dothideomycetes; Pleosporales; Pleosporaceae.
AUGUCUGAUACCAAUCCUUUCCCACCAUUUCCACCAGCAGUCACACUUGAAGCAGUGCAAGCAGCAACAACAGCCUACCCAGCCUCCUACUUCACUUCGCACAUCCUAAAACUAAGCAGCUACCUCGUCGACAUCACCAAAACGAGCACUCUCUUCGGAAAGCCCUCCAACGACUCCUACACCCCGAGUCUCAGCACUCUCUACCUCCGCCUCCAGAACGGCCAACUCCCUCCCAGUCACCUCCCGGCAGACUUUCAGACGCCCCGGCACACUCAAUCUCAAAUCCACCUUCGCUCAGACAAACCAGCUGCUGAGCGUCCCUUGGCCGACUUCGAAGAUCUCUACUACGCUACUCUCUCUUUGAUGCAAGAACUGCACCACCUCCUCACCAUCCGCCUCCAAAGCGGUUUCAACACACCCUCUGACCUCGCCUGCCCCGGCGGUCCCACCUUAGCCGCCUUACACGAAAGCCUAACGGCGUACUGGUCCUUCUUCAACGAUGCAGCGUGUGCGAAGGCGCUCGACGAUGCUGUGCGGGAAGCUCGCGUUAGGGCUAUCCGGGAGGAGAUUGUGAGAAAAGUGGAAGCCGAUGAGUUGGAUGUACAAGAUGCUAGGUGUCAAUUGGCAGGAUUGUACGGGGAGGAUGUAUACGCGGGGGUUGAGGGGAUGUGGUUUGUAAGGGAUUGGGCACCGGCCGUGGUGGCGGUGUAUUUGGAGGGAAGGUAUCGGGGCUUGUUAGAUGCGGAGAAGGCAGAGAGUGAGAGGGUGGUGGCGAUGGUUAAGAGUGGGAAAGAGGGAUCAGCAGAGCAAGUUGAACGUGAAUGUCCGGAGGCGAAGCGUGACAUGGACGUGGAUCCGAACCAAUUAUUCCUCCCCGAGCAGAACCACGUCGAGCCCCUAUCUUGCGGCACCAGCAUACGCACUGAACCGCAGAUAUCUCAGGAUACGUACUACUCGUCCGCUCACCACGCCCCCGUCUACCACCCCCAACUCCACCACUCCGCAACACACCACCAAGAACACUCCGCAGCCAUCCACAACGAGCACCACCCCACCGACCUCGAUAUUAUGCUCGAGUGGCAAGUCCGCAACCAGCGCGUGGCAGAAUACUCAAACUACCUGCGUGCCCGCGCGAGCCAGGAUGCGCAGCAGGCCAUCCAAGAGUCAAGAGGAACAGGGGGUACUACAGGGUGUGAGACUUGUACUUGGAAUGAAAUGUUGGGCCCAGACAUGAAUCCGGAUAAGUAG